AUGUCUGACGCCAACGAUAAGAAAAAGGCUUUACUUAUAUGCUUAGGUAAUAUUUGCCGCUCCCCAAUAGCGGAAGGUGUAUUUCAAAAAACAGUAAAUGAUAUGGGAAUAGGAGAUCAAUGGGAAAUUGAUAGUGCAGCCAUAGGUAGUUGGCAUGUUGGUAAUCCGCCUGAUUGGCGAGCAUUGGAUACCAUGAAGAAACACAGUGUACCUUACAAUAACAGUGCUAGACAGAUAACUUCAGAAGAUUUUAGCUAUUACGACUUCAUAUUUGGAAUGGAUGAAUCAAAUAUGAAAGACCUAAAUAAGAGAGCACCAAAAGGCAGUAAAGCUAAAUUACUUCUCUUGGGAGAUUUUGACCCACAAGGUGACCGAAUUAUCAGAGAUCCUUAUUAUGACAGUGAUUCAAAAGGAUUUGAAAAGUGUUAUCAACAAGCGGUAAGGUGUUCUAAAGGAUUCUUAGAUCAGUUGGCAGCAGGAAAAGUAUAA
Molecule: messenger RNA, 489 nt
Organism: Parnassius mnemosyne (clouded apollo)
Lineage: Eukaryota; Metazoa; Arthropoda; Insecta; Lepidoptera; Papilionidae
Source: the annotation of a GenBank genome assembly